UAAUGCUGCACAAAUUAAACCAGGUUACAACUGGGGAAAUAACAAAUACAAUAGGAUUAAGUAGUCUAAACAUAACUGUUGUGUGCAUGUGAUAAAUCUUUUCUGAUUUUAUAUUUGUUAUAGGUUACUUAUUAGCUGCUACAAGGCCCUACAGUGUAAUGUAAUACAAGAAUAACCAGAGCUUUUCACAUAUCGACUCUUGCAGGCCAGAGUAGCUGAAGAAAUUAGCUGGAGCCUAAACAUGAAAAGGAAGGCUGAAGGUGGGGAUAUUGCCAGCUUUUUUGCUAAGAAAAUUCAGAGAAGUACACAGGAGGAAGAGAAGGAUGGAAAUGAAGGAGAAGGCAGUAAACUGGAGAGACCACGAGGGUCAGAGCAGGAGAAGACCACAGAAGGAGAUGAGGAAAUAAGUGAAGGAGACGAGGAAAAAGAAAAAUCAGUGAGGGGUGAAGAAGAGGCUCCAGAUUCAGAGAGAGGGACAGAGGCAGGGAGUAAUCAGGAGGAGGCAGAUGAGGAUGACAGGGAGAAAGAGGAUAGACCUGCCAUUCCCCCUGGACCACAUGAUAUAUCAAAAUGCAAAGGUAAUGCAGCCUGAUUUAAAGACAUUCCCAAAGACACAACAUGGAGCAGCAAAAAGAAGCUUCCACAGGGAGUGGUGCAGUCCUCGACCAUGGCUUGAAUAUUCCCUGUCUAAAGAUGCAGCAUACUGCUUUGCAUGCAGACAUUUUGCACAUUUAAAUAUCAGUGUAUUCACAACAGAAAAUUGCUAUUCUAACUGGAAGAAGGCCACUUAUAAAGAAAGUGGGUUCAGUGUACAUGCCAGAUCAGACACAUAUGAUUGCAUGGAGUGAGUUCAAAAGAAUGGACAAGAAAAAUACAACUGUCUUGGGAAUGAUGGGAGAUGAA
Messenger RNA from Osmerus eperlanus (European smelt), 903 nucleotides. RefSeq lists its product as uncharacterized. The coding region runs from base 242 to 592 and encodes 116 amino acids. The transcript has 2 exons. Lineage: Eukaryota; Metazoa; Chordata; Actinopteri; Osmeriformes; Osmeridae. The record is from RefSeq and is a predicted model, not a curated record.